AUGAGGUCGCAGCGGUAUGGAUCUAGGCUCGUGGACGUGUCACGCCUAGCUCGGCCUCUUCAGCUCUACCCCUCGGGACGAGUUGUCAAGAACCGUCUCAUGAAAGCUCCGAUGGGUGAAGGCCUAGCAAGCUGGAGUCCUAAGAAUCUUUCCGAGCGAGGCAUCCCCACCAGCGAAUCAGUGGAGCUCUACAGGCGCUGGGGAGAAGGCCAGGAGAACUGGGGCAUGAUAAUCACUGGGAACGUGGAGACAGACUUCCAAUCCAUCGCUGCUGCUGGCGACAUGAUAGUAACACCAGAGUGCCAAACAGCCGGCAAGCGCUUUGAGAUGUUCCAGAAGCUCGCUGCCGCUGGGAAGGCCGAAGGAAGUCUUAUUAUCGCUCAAAUCUCAAACCCGGGACGCCAGCUGCAAUAUCGUUUCAAUCCCGUUGCAGUAUCCUCCACUGAGGUACAGAUAGUCCGAGACAACGGCACCAAGUAUGCCGUGCCCCAUCUAGCCAGCAAGGAGGAGAUCGCGAAACUGAUCGAGGGCUUUGCAUACGCUGCCGAAUACUUGGAAAAGGCUGGCUUCGACGGCAUCGAGCUCCAUGCGGCCCACGGCUACUUGUUAUCGCAAUUUAUAUCGCGCACGACCAAUCACCGCACCGACGAGUAUGGACCGCAGACCAGUGAGUCGCGGCUACGAUUCAUUAGCGACGUCGGGCGAGCCAUCAGGGCGCGCGUGUCGCCAACCUUUGUCGUUGGCGCUAAGAUCAAUAGUGUUGAGUUCCAGCAGGAUGGCGUCUCGCCUCAAGAAGUGCGAGAGCUGUGCCGUAGCCUUGAGAACGUCGGCUUUGACUUUGUGGACUUCAGUGGAGGGUCAGCAGGCAUGCAGUGGAAGGACGAGUACGCACGACGCCGUGAGGCUUUCUUUCUCGAUGAGGUGGAGAUUAUCACCAAGACAUUAGGCUCGGAAUCAAAGUUGAAAGUUUACGUGACAGGAGGCUUUCGCUCUUCCGAGGCAAUGCUGAAGGGCCUUGAUGUUGUGGACGGUGUCGGUAUUGGUCGACCUGCCACUACUGAGCCCCUCCUAGCAAGGGAUAUACUGAAUAAUCGGGUCCCUGGGGCUAUAAAACCCGUCGAGAAGUUGGAGAAUGAUGCUUUCUUGGGGCUGCUCGUGUCACAAGCACAGGUGUUCCAAAUUGGGAGUGGGAUGGAACCAUUCGAUACAAGUAACACGAAGGCUAUGGAGAUCUUCCAGACCGAUAUAGAUGUAUGGAAACGGAAAGCAGAGGAAGACGGUGACAAGCUGGAAUUUGUCUAUCCGCCUCGGUUUUCCGGGCCACAAGUAGCAUACUGA
Messenger RNA from Pestalotiopsis fici W106-1, 1338 nucleotides. RefSeq lists its product as uncharacterized. Lineage: Eukaryota; Fungi; Ascomycota; Sordariomycetes; Amphisphaeriales; Sporocadaceae. The coding region runs from base 1 to 1338 and encodes 445 amino acids. The transcript is spliced from 3 exons. Gene Ontology annotation, molecular function: FMN binding; oxidoreductase activity. The record is from RefSeq and is a predicted model, not a curated record.